CAUUGCGCACUUUCAGAUUUGUUUUACAGUUCAAAGUACGACAUGAGCAUUGUCAACAAAACAGCUGACGACUGGCAGCACAGCUGGAUGUAUUUUUGAUUCAUUUUUGUUUCAGGACACUGGAUCGCCUGCGUCACGGCGCUGUAUUAUUUGAUAGUCAUGAAUAUGAAGCGAUGAACACGUCGAUAUGUAAACAAUUUCGCUAUUGUCAUGGCAUGGAGGGCAUUAAGGCGCGGACGCAAACGAUUGUCUUCUCCAGGUGCGUUGCUUUGUGACCUGUUAGACGCAUUAAAUCAGUCUGACAAAUCCAUGUGCCGAAUCCAGACCGACUUCUCUACAGAGUAUCAUUUUCCAGCGUAGCCAACAAAGGUAAAAUCAGAGAAGUAGAAGUAGAGCUAUAGUGGAGGCAGAUGAUCCGCUGUGGCGACCCCUAAAGGGAGCAGCCGAAAGAAGAAGAAGAGAAGUAGAGCUAUAGUAUGACACCACUCCUACAUGUAAUGUUAAACAGUCUGGAGUCUGUAGACGCAAGAACGUGAGCUGCUGCAGCACUUAAGGUAGGACGGCAGAAAUACGAGAAAGAAGCUAACGCUCAAGUUCAAGCUCGCCUUAAGAAGUUGCAGUUUGCAGUUUGUCCUGGGCAUGUUUAAAUGUGCUAGCACAGGCUCACAGUUGUCUUCUAUAAAUAGUGGGAAUCCAGCCUGUACUCUUUCAGACUGCAUGUAUUAAUAAUCUGCAGCUGGUAUGGAGGACUCUAUAGAUGUCAUUCUCCAGGACAGGAACUCCAAAUUACUUCACCCUUACCGGGACAACCAGAUUCUCACCUUGGUGACGGGAGCCGUCUUCUCUGGCGUGUACGGGCUUUGGGCCAUGUUUUGUAUGCCUGGGCUAAAAGUGCCUUUGCGGCUAAAGGUGCCCUUCUUGCCCUCCACAAACGUGCAGACCAAGAAUGUAAUAAAGAUGCUGGAUGGACGGCAAGGCCAGCUGGCUGACCUGGGCUCAGGAGAUGGAAGACUGGUAUUUGCAGCAUGCGCCGCAGGAUUUCAGUGCACAGGAUUUGAGAUCAAUUCCAUGCUGUUAGCCUACUCUAGAGGCAGAGCAUGGUGGAGGGGGCUUCCGCACAGUAAAGCCACCUUUGUUAACCAGGAUUUCUGGAAGACUGACCUGUCGAAAUACACGAACGUGAUUGCAUUUCUGGCACCCGCUGUGAUGCAGGAUCUGGAGGAGAAGUUGCUGAAGGAGCUUCCUGGGGAUGCCCGUGUCGUAGUGUGCCGCUUUCCUUUUCCACAUUGGCCCCACAGCUGUACUACAGGCACUGGAUUGGACCAAGUCUGGGCUUAUGAUGUCUACACAGUGCAACACAGAGCCAACAUUUCCUCUCUGAAACCUCAAGGCUAAAUUGGACAUUGCUUACCAAACGUGUUGCUUGACACUGAGGUGUGUUCACCCACUGCUGCAAAAAGCAGUCUGAUUCUCAUGCAAGCUUAUAACCUCAUGUAACUCUCAAUCCCAUGAGGUGAAGAUUUUUUUUGUGGUUGUUAUUAAUAUGUAUCUCUUUAAACCACUCAUAAACAUUAUUUAAUUUAAAAAGCAUUAAAUGUAUGAAGGCUAGAGUUAGGUUCACUUGAGUACUAGCAAGUAAAUGUUAUACAUAAGCUUGCUUGAUAUAUUAGCCAUUCAGUCGUCAUGCAUGUAAGGGUUGUAAUUUGCAUAAAUGUUGCUGAUGUCCAGUGAACUGUAUGAUAAGUAAACUCCUUCUGCAUUGCUCAUCCUCAUGGAGGCCCCAUGCAUCUUUGGAGUUUGAGGUUGAGCAGGCACAUUCACAUAGUCAGGUUCAGAGUCUUCCUCAGCUUGGUCAUCAUCUUGAUAUUCAUACUCAUGUUCAGGUUCUCUGCCAUGUUGAGAUUCAUAAUUAUGUUCAGAAUCUCCAUCGUGUUGGUGGCCACCUUGUGAUUCGUAGUCAUGCUCGGAGAAUUGAUUGUUUUCAUUUUGAGGUUUGGGAAACCAAGACUGCAAAACAACUGUUCUCCUUCUGCGCCUCCAACACCAAACAAUCAGUCCAAAACCUAGGCCCAACAGUACAGCUGCUACUACUGGUCCACCAAUAAUGAAAAUGUUUGAAGGAACCAUGCUGUUUGAUAUGACUGAUGAUCUGUGGCUUGUUGGCUUUCACAGCUAAUGACCAAAUUGACAUAGAAGAGAAUAAAUACAUGUUUAUGAAAUGUG
This is a messenger RNA of Pygocentrus nattereri (red-bellied piranha), 2223 nucleotides long. RefSeq names its product ATP synthase subunit C lysine N-methyltransferase-like. Gene Ontology annotation, molecular function: protein-lysine N-methyltransferase activity. The transcript has 6 exons. The record is from RefSeq and is a predicted model, not a curated record. Bases 742 to 1395 code for a protein of 217 amino acids. Gene Ontology annotation, cellular component: mitochondrion. Lineage: Eukaryota; Metazoa; Chordata; Actinopteri; Characiformes; Serrasalmidae. Gene Ontology annotation, biological process: peptidyl-lysine trimethylation; regulation of mitochondrial ATP synthesis coupled proton transport; positive regulation of proton-transporting ATP synthase activity, rotational mechanism.